ACCCUUCUCCCAGUUGUGUAACCUCCGCCCUUAGAUCUACUCCGUUCUGUGGCACUUCGUUCAGCGGAGCCGAACCCAGUGCCUGACAGUCGAGUUUCAAAGCUUGCCGCCCUUUCCGCCGAGAUGGGAUGAUCUCCUGAACCAUCCGCAAAGUUUCAAGCGCGUUUAUUAUUUAAAAUAAAAACCUUUCGUUAUGCUUGAAGGGCUCGUCGCCUGGGUGAUCAACAACUACCUGGGCAAGUAUGUCGAGAACCUCAACACAGACCAGCUCAGCAUCGCCAUCCUCCAAGGUGCUGUUGAGUUGGAAAAUCUACCAUUAAGGAAAGAUGCGCUGAGGCAGGUCGGUUUGCCGAUUCAGGUCAGGGCUGGGCUUAUUGGUAAAGUGAAACUCAAGAUACCUGUGAGCCAAAUCACAAGCGCACCAUGGGAGAUUUACAUGGAAAAACUGUAUGUUGUGGCAGGCCCUAUUCGUCUAACAGAGCUGGACGAAGAGGCGGAAGAGCAGGCGUUUCAAGACUACAAGCUAGGACAGCUCGAUGCUGUGGAGGCCUUGUGGCGGUCAGAGACAGAGACCUCCCAGGACACCAGCUAUUAUGCAACAAGCUAUUCCUCAUGGUUUGGCUUGAGCAUGAACUUUGCGGCGAACAUAAUCGAAAACCUUCAGUUGAAUGUUAAAGAUGUCCACAUACGUUAUGAAGAUGACAUGACGAUUCCCAACAAGGUGUUCGCUUCUGGGAUCCAUAUCGAAUCGCUAUCUGUUCAAAGUUGCGACAACUGCUGGAACCCUUGCUUCAUAUCCACGUCGACCUCUUCGGAAUCGUUCAAACUGAUGGAGAUGUCCGGAUUUUCCGUUUAUUGGGAUCAGAUAGAAAAAUCAGAUCUUUGGGGUGAUCUUGCAUUAUUGGACUUAGCAGUAGCAAUGAAUAAUAAAAAACUAGCUCAUGAGUAUAUCUUAAGUCCAGUUAAUGCAAAAGCGCAGGUCAAAAGAAACAGGAGUGAAAAACCUUUAAGAUCAAGAGUCAGUCCUAGGAUCGUAUGUGAUCUCACUCUAGAUCAAGUUCCUUUAACACUUACGGAGGUACAGUACAGUGAGAUGGUGAGAUGCAACAGAGGCCUGAAAAGCCUGCAGAGACGGCAUGGACAUUUCAGGGCUCGUCCUAAGGUGUCUGUGCAUGAAAAUGCAAAGCUCUGGUGGUUGUAUGCCAUUGGUAGGGUGGUCAAGCCUCAACCGACAUGGGAAUCAGCAUACCAAAGAGCAAAAGACAAUAUUGCUUAUGUUCAACUUUACUCCAGGCUUUUGACAAAUUCCACUUCUCCACUUUCCCCCGAGGUCAAAGCUUUCAAAGACAGAAUAGAGUGGGAGAGGGAUUUUGAAGAAUUAAAAGCUCUCAGGGGUGUUGCGAUGAGUCAAACACGGCCUGUUAAGAAUAGCAAAGCUUCAACCAACUCGCAAGUACAGGGUGUGAGUAUUCUCAGCAGGUGGUUUCCCGGUUGGCAGUCGUCACAGCCCACACCAGCCUCACCACAGAACCUUGCUCUAGAAGAAAAGAUCCUGGACGCUCUGGCCGACUCAAUUGAGAACAACACUAUCCUCAAAAGAGAUACGGUGUUUGGUCAGUUUAACUUCACCUUACAGCAGGGUGCUUUUAACCUGUGCACCGAUUCAAGAAAUCCACUCAUGGAGUUGCAGUUCGAGAAUGUUACAGUGAGGUUUGAAUCGCGACCAAGAACAGGGUCGCAUGGUUUCAACAUAUCAUUGGGAGCACUGUUCCUCAAAGACCACCUUUUUAAGGAUUCAGCAUUUCCUGUUUUGAUAUCUCCUCAGAGAAGUGAGUCGGCGCCUUCAGGUAGGCAGGCUAAAAUGCUUCCCCCUGGUCUUGCAAAGCUCGUAAAUACAUCUCAGAACACGUCGAAUGUUAAAGAAGAACCUUUGUUCCAGUUUAACUACGAAUAUAAACCGUUUAACAGUUCUGCAGACCGGAGGUUAGAGAUAAAAUCGAAAUCCCUAGACAUUGUUUACAAUCCAGGGGCAACAAAAUGGAUAGUUGAAUUUUUCACAGGCCCGCAUGUCGUGAUGGAUUCUGGCCUGAGACAGGCUGCCCGACAAGGAUAUCACGCUGUGAAAAGAAAAACAAAACAACAGCUUCUCAGCAACUGGGAUCAAAUUGUACAUGGACAUUCUACCAAUAAAAGAGGAUGGGACAUUGAGUUGGAUAUCUCAGCCCCGCAGAUAUUCCUAGUGGAGCAUUUCAAUGAUAAAAAUGCCUUGCUCUGCGUCGUCGACUUCGGCAAGUUGCAUUUUACCAACCGUCAACUCGAGUCAGUCCCACUUGUACAGAACACGUCUGAGUUGAGCGUUGAAGAAGAAGAAGAGGAAGCAUUUCAGACGCCUUGCUCAACUCCACCGGGAAGCGAAGCCAGCUCUGCGGCAUCGUCGAGAAACCAGUCUGUGGACAUAACCAACUUAAAUGAACUUAUACUGCAUAAUAAAUUAUAUGAAAGGUAUUUAAUUGAGCUUUCUGAGCUUCAAAUUCUUGUCGGUUGUGUAAGGGACAAUUGGAAAUACGCUCAUGUCAGGGGCACCUCUUCCCUUCACAUUUUAGACAAAUUUAACAUAUCUUUACAGAUGGAAAGGAGAGUCGUUCACACAAUAGAUCCACAAUAUCCGAGUUUGACUAUAACCGGCAAUCUGCCCAAACUCGUGGCACACAUCAAUGAAGAUAAAGUAAAAGCGAUCAGAACUCUCAUCGAUGUAAUUACAGGAAAAGGGCUCAUUUCUUCUCCUAGGUCUCAAGACAAUAGCCCUGGAGAAGAGAUGCCUUUGGGAGGAUCACUGGAAGACGAGGGCUAUAUCGCAGAAGAUGAUCUUGACAUUGGAGCCAAGCUCUUGAUGCUUCAGUUCUCAGUGGACCAAAUGGCUCUUGAGGUUCAAUCAAGAGGAAGGAGUGUUGCCGAACUUCAAGUCAACGGUGUAAGGGUUUCAUUCACAAAGAGGCCUUUUGAUACGAGCAUUUCACUCAGCGUUCAUGGCCUUUUACUUGUAGACGCCCUUCAGACUUUCGGGCCUGAUUUUGAACUUUUAGUCGCAAGUCACAAACAUGUAGGAAUGGACAGUGUCAGUGGAAGCCUUCAGGAUAGUGAGCCAACAUCACCAACGUCGCCAGCCUCCCCUGAUCCUGAGGUCAUGUACAAAAUGAAUAAGGGCCUCACAUCUCCGGUUGCCAUUUCACAAGCUUUAAGCAGCAUCACUCAUAACAAAGUCAAGUCGCCUGUUAAAAUACCUUCGCCGCCACUGGUCAGAAUUCCGCCUCUGCUCCUUCACGACAUGCCUGACUCAGAAGCCCUCAUCACAGUUGAAUUUACUUUCAUAAACGCCAAUUGCCCUACAAACGAAGCCAAGAGGGAGCAUCUCCAAAUAGCAAACAUACAGUUCAACAAUUUAGACAUUAUCGCGAAUCAAGAGACAAUUGUCGAACUUGUUGGAUUCGUUCAUAGGGUUUUCCCUAAGCAAAAAUCAACUUUGAAAAUUGCAACUCCUCAACCACAAUGUGAUUUUACUGAUGGAGAAGUCAGUAGAAAAAGCUCGACGGCAUCUUUUGCUGUCUCAACUCGGACUGAGCUGACAUUUGACUUUCAUCGUCUCAACAUACUUCUUUUGAGAGCAGUCAUAAAAGAAACAGGCGUAAUCGGAAGGAAAAUUGCUACUGCCACAUUAACAGAAGCGAAAAUCCAUGCUAAUGUCGGGUCGUCCCUGGAAGUAACUGGAUCUCUUGGAGGUCUUCAGGUGUUGGAUUUGACACCUGAAGGUCAGACGCAUCAGAGGAUUUUAAGUUUAGGCAACGAUCCACUUGUGGGGCCUACAAAAAACUCAAACAUCCUUGCAUUUAUCGCCUCAGACUUAUACAACAUGGCUGGUUAUUCUGGACAGCCAGUUCCUACCAAUCAGGCUUUUAGCUUUUCUGUGAAAAGGACUUCAUUUAAUGAAGAUAGUGAACUAGCUGAAAUUAGUAUAAGGAUGGCUUCGGUUUGGUAUGUACUUUCACCUCCUCUUUUGAUGGAACUGAAGUCCUGUGCUGUCGAGUUCAAGCAGUACUUGGCCAACCUCUUUGCAUCGAUUAAAUCGGCAGCGACUGAAAUGGCCAUGGGCAUCGUACACUCAAGGGCCGAAGCACUAGCACAGAGCCUCUCCAUGGGAGGAAGGCUUUACGGUUCUUCAGGCGAUAUCUCGCAAACCCCUCGUAAACGCCGAAGCCUCUCUCACUCUACAGAGCAUAUGGAAAGCCUCAGAGGUUCUGUUACACCUCAUAGUCCGGCUGAAAAUACAUGCAACACUAUUAUCAAAUGGGACAUUGUUCUUGCAAGUCCUGUGGUUAUUUUACCAAGGAAACCUUCAAGUACACAGUGCGUAGUCGCACAUCUUGGAAGUAUAUCUUUGAAAAAUUCCGACAUCUCGCCAUCUUCAAGCCCCUGGGAUUCAAACCCGUACACGAUGCAAAAGUAUAUUGUUAAUAUCAGCUCGAUGUAUCUGUACACACUAGACAUUAGUCACCGUCUGAUGAACAAUGCGGAUUGCCCGCUUUUAAGAGCCGAAGAUUUAUACGGGAGCAGCAGUGACGGCACCCCAGUAUUGCAUAAUACAAGCAUACAGUUGACUGUGAUCCAUGAGUUGAGCCACGUGCGAAUGAAGCAUCAAGACGAUAUUUUAUUUGAUUCUCUAACAGACCUUAUGCUUAUAGAUCAGCAAGAAACAUUACAGAUAAAAGGAAAUGUAGUCCGAGACAUCAAAUUCUCCUUGUCUCGUGCCCAAUAUGAACAGAUGCUCGAUACGAUCGACACAUGCUUGCAAUCUUUAAAGGAAGACAUAGUGGAAUCAAGCAAUCUGGGACGUAGCGGCCUUGAAAACAUAUUGGAAGAACCUGAAAUCCAUACAGGAGUCUCGACGCUAAGCAUGGAUCCUGCAUUAAGAGCCAGAAUGCUUGUGGCACACCCAACGAACAGAGUUACCCAACAAGUUCCUUCUCAAUCUAUAUCUCUUUCAGUUGAAUUUGAGCUUCCUCUAUUGACGCUUGAGCUGAUCGCUGAUCUUGGCUCAGGGGAACAGAAGUUUGUCGAGCUUUCUUUUAAAGAUUUGAUCGUCCAGUUCGAGCGUGCACACACUCUUGAGACCACGAUCCAAAUCUCUCUCCAUUCCGUCAUGAUGGAGGACCUCCAGAAACCGGAAGAUUCGAAGCAUCGUCACAUCAUGGUCUCUUCGAAUACGAAUUUGUCCGACCCCUUGGCCAACAUCCCCGGAUUCGUGUCAAAAUCCUGCCCGAACCUCGCAUCUCCACAAAAUUCGAUCCUGCCCUGGCAUUCUUCGUUGCCCGACCACCUAGAAACCGGCGAAGUACUCGGCGCCGGGGGCAACAGGCAUCAACACAUUACAAUUGCAGAAAAUUCUAUAGAAAGCCGUUUGAGAAAUAGGAACUUGGCCGGGGGUGGGAUUGGAAUGAGUUGCCCUUACACACCUCCACCAUCACCAAAAAAAAUAUCACCAAGUGUUUACAACGUACAUGUAAACAUUGUUAUGAAACCAUCAAGGCAUCCUAAUCUAAAUAACUCGCGCUAUGUGACUGUAGAUUUUAACAGUUUAGAUGUAAUUGUUAAUGUUGAAUCGUGGGUGGUUGUGUUGGAUUUUUUUGGAAUAAGUCACAUAGAUCAAGAUAUUCUUAAGGGGGAUGAAAAUCUACCAGGCAUACAAACUCCGACUACAGUGAAAUCUUUUACGGAACAGGCGGCCGGACUGGAUUCUGAGCUCGAGAUAACUGUAAAGUCGUUCAGUUUAAUGUUGAACAAGAACGAGUACGAAGUGGCUAGGGCAGUCAUGUCGAAUUUCAGCGCUCACCUUGUCACCAAAGCGGGCAGCAAUACGACUGAGACUGAAGCGAGCUUUGAUUCUUUUGUACUGUACGAUCUCACGCCACAGCACAGUUCCAUCUAUAGGGAGCGUUUUGUAACUGCAGGGCUCCAACUCUCCAUGACAAAAUUCAAUUCGCCUGAUUUAAAUACGUUGAGAACCCAUGAUAUAAAAUUGAAGUUGAACAUGACAUCAUUGGUCUAUGUGCAUACUCAAAGAUACGUUGCAGAGAUCCAGGCGUUCUUCAAUCUGUUUCCCCGUCUGAAAAGAGAAGUCGGUUAUUUCCGAGGGAAUGUUUUGGAAAAUGAUGAAAAUACAGUUUCAACAAGGUUGCUUUUGGAAGUGCAUGCGCUUUCACCGAUCAUAAUCCUUCCGAUGAGCUCGCAGUCGACAUCCGUCUUGAUAGCCAAUCUGGGAAAUCUGUCUGUUAAAAACAACCUCUUGAUGUCCAACUCUCCUGAAGUCAUUCACAAAUCAUACGAUACUGGCAAAGCUGUUCUUCUUGAUGUUAUGAAAAUUGAAUUGGAAAGCAUGGAUCUGUCAAAAGGUGAAACAAUAAGCGAACUGAAGGGUAGUUCAGGGGAUGCGAUAUCUGUCGGAAGUUACCUUGUCGAAAGAAAAGGCUCCUCUCUGCUACGAGAAAAAUGCCAUCUUAGCCUUCAAGUUGACAGAAACUUGAUGAGCUUAAUUCACUCAGUACCUGAUAUGAGCAUCCAUGGAACUCUUUCAACUCUAGCGGCCAAUCUUACCUUAGAAGAGUAUAAAUUGAUAUCUGGUCUGCUCUCGUUCAACAUCGGCGAGUGCCUUGAUGACCUGCAAUUGCCCAAACACUAUUCAGAAAUCGUAAAAAACGAAGAUAACGUAAGUAAUUGAAAAUUUGCAAAAAUCGUCAUCCUAAUAAAUUUGUUUUUAAAGAUUGACGUCUGGGUAAACACGUACAUAAAGUUUGACCUUCUGGACGUCAGCGUCUGCCUUUUGACUCCGUACUGCAACUUAGCCUGCAUCAACUUUAUAAAAUCGAGUCUUACUGUGGAUAACUACAGCAACCGUACACAAGACAUAGACCUGGUAUCACAAGAGAUUCUUAUCACCGACAUCCGCUAUCAGGAUCAGCCGGCAAACAAAAGAUCGAACGUGUUCACAAAUAUCCUCCAACCCAUUCAAAUAGACGAUUCCGGAUCUGUCCAAGCACAAAUCCAUCACAGGAAAAACUUGGACUCUUCAAAAUUUACGAUCCUCUUGAACAACAUGAGGCUCAUGGCGAUUUUGGACUGGUGGGAGUCGGUGCAAGACUUCAUCAUGACAAAGCCGGAUUAUGUUCCGGCGCCUAGUGUCGUACAUUCCAUCAGCAGAGAGCAGCCUCUGUAUGUACAAGAGGCGCCGGAUAUACCGUUCGAGCUGAAACUCAACAUCACUGAUUCUGAAAUUGUCGUUGUACAAGACACCUCACAAUGGGACACAAACGCUGUGAUAUUAAAGAGCACAACUGUGAUUACAUACAGACCUUUGAAUAUAGCAAAACCAGUUUCCUUUAAUUUAAAUCACUGUGAAAUGUUUUCCUGCAUCCUCGGCAUGGAAGAUGAAACGGCAUUAUCGAUAAUAGAUCCAGUUACUAUCAAUAUGGAGAUAAUAAAACGAGAAGAUCUUCAGGGGAACAUAAGCAAAGUUCUCAGAAUGCACAUGCAACUCCUGAGCUUGAGACUGUCUUACCACGAUGUCUGCAUGUUUAUGCAAAUGCUCGAAUCCCUUCCUAGGCAAACACAACAGGCGAGGAAAGAAGCGGCAGAAACAUUCCCAGUUAAUUUUAAAAAUCAAAUAGAAAAAUUGAAAGGCCUGGGUUUCAAGACAGACGACUGCUGUGAAGCUUUAGACAAGUGUAACGGCCAGCUCGACGACGCAGCUCUUUGGUUAACCCAACAUGCAACGCCGAUUGUAAUUUCCAGCAGCCUUGGAACAAGCCCUAUCCAUGAAACAGGAGAAUCGCCGUUCUCAUUUACAGAUGUCGAAGUAGAAACAGACAGCAUUAGCUUAUGUGUCAUCGACGACUGUCGUGAUGCAGACGUACCCCUUGUCGAGUUCGUCCUGAACAAAAUCGAAAUGAAACUAAACCUCGAGAAAAAUUCAGGGUUGACAAAAACGGGACUUUCUGUUCACUAUUACAACAGGUUGCUUUCUGGUUGGGAGCCGUUCAUCGAGCCCUGGAGUUGCAAUAUUUGCUGGGAACAUAAACAUAAUGAUGAUACUUCAAAUAAAAGGUUGGAAGUAACAAUUGCAUCUAAGGACAAUCUCGACUUAAAUAUAACAAGCUCAUUAGUCGAAUUGUACAAGAGUGUCAAGGAAAUUUGGACGCAAGACUAUUAUAACCCUAAAGACAGUCAACUGAAAUCUGAUGAUGGAAGUAAAGGCAUCAUGAGUCCUCCUGGCUAUAGACGGAGAUCUCCUUUCAUUCCUUUCGCACUGAAAAACGACACAGGAUCAAGAUUAUUUUUCACAACAAUCACAACAACUGAAAACAAAUGUUCUUUGGAGUUUCUUGGUUGCAUGGAAAAACAGAAAACCCUUCCUGAUCCAAACGUCGAUUGGAUCACUGUUGAUCAACAAGGAAUCGUUCCAUUUACAUUCCACGAGAGGGGCAAGGUGCGUCACAGAGACACACACAAACUAUUGUGCCACCAAAUCUUGGUAAGGGUCGAGGGUUGGCAGCCGAUCGAUCCAGUCACGGUUGAUAGGGUCGGCAUUUAUUUUCGACAAGCCUAUCCAGAUCUUCAAGCUGUUUUGGACAUGCCUCAGGCCAGAGUCGUUCUUGAAGUAACUCUAGAAGGUAGUGCACGCAAACUUGUAACUGUGAGAUCAGCGCUUCAGAUUUCCAAUCAGCUUCGAGACGUUGUAGAAAUACAGUUGAACAAUAAACAACUUAAACGAGGAUCAGCCCCACUUCAUCUCAAAAUACCAUCUGGUGCAAUGUUUUCUGUGCCACUGAGCCAUGCCAUGGCACUCAUGAGUGCGAGGCCACUUAAUGAAUCAUCGCAGGCUAAAAAUAUAAGGUUUUCGAACAAGCCCAUCACCUGGCAGGAAGUUGACAAGCCAUGCCAAGCUGUAUUCGAAGCGAGACAGUGUUUAAUGAAUAACGGACAAUAUUACAGAUUUUGUGCAGCAAUUGUUCGGGAAAAUUACCCCAUUGAGAAAUAUCUUCCAUUGGCACCACCUUUAAAUAUAGCUUUGAUUCAACCAGCUCAUACAAUAACGUUACUUCCGCCUUUGACAAUUGUAAACUUAUUGCCUUAUGAGCUUUUUUACUCUGUCAAAGAUGCCCCUAAUGACAAUAGAGUUGUAAAGCCGGGGAUGCAGGAUACGACUUACACGGUCGACUUGGUAAAUUAUUUUGAACUUACGUUCAAUCUUGAAAACUUCACAAAACCCGGUGUCUUGCAGAUAAAUGGCUCCAGCGGCAAUUUCAUGACUAGAGUGAAGCUUUACGACCAGGAGAAGCGAAGGCUCCAUUUGAAUGCAAACGUCAUUUCUCAGCCUGGGGCCUGUGUCAAAGUGACGAUUUACGCACCAUUCUGGCUGCUAAAUAAAACAGCGAUACCGCUGGUUUUCAGGCAGGAAGGUGUUGCGUUGGAUACUGCUGGACAAUAUGAAGAACACGAGGUUGCCAGAAUGGUCGCACCACUGUUAUUCUCAUUUUCUGACAAUGAUUCUAAUCCGACAGUGACUGCAAGAGUUGGGUUGAAAGUUCAUGAUGACGGAACACCUCAGUUCUGUCAAGCGUUCACCCUUCAGUCGGGUGUAUUUGUCCGCCACCUCAGAAUAAGCCUUCGAGACAACCGGCCUGACCUGGUGUACGUUAUUGGCAUUGAGGUUCGAAAGGGUCGUGGAAGAUAUAGCAUGACGAACAUAGUCACUCUAUCUGCCCAUUAUCAGCUGCACAACAAGUCAAGCUAUAAACUACAAUUUGCUCAGAAAUGUUUUGCUUCCACAGUUAAUGACCCAGGAGCCCAGUCGACGUAUUUGACAGCAGUUCCAAAUUGUUCUCUUCCGUUUCACUGGCCGAGGCUGGACAAAGAUCAACUUCUGUGCCUGAGGAUGACUGAAGAGCCUCAGUGCAUGUGGUCCGGCGGUUUCAAAAUAGAUGGAAACAACUCAUUCCAUUUGAACAUCAGGAAUCCAAAUGGAAGGAUGUUCUUUUUACGGAUUGAAAUUGUUCUCCAGGGAGCGACGUAUUUCAUCGUAAUUACCGAUGCAGAUACAAUGCCUCCUCCGAUAAGAAUAGACAAUAUGUCAUUAGUCUCUCUCACUUUCCACCAGGACGGUUUAACGGGGCUUCCGUGCACUGUAAGGGCGCAGAGUUCGAUUCCCUAUGCCUGGGAUGAGCCGACAUUGCCACACAUUUUGACGCUUUCUGCGCCAGGAGGUGUUUCAGCGAAUUAUGACAUGAACCAGCUUGGCGAAGGAAGUUGCUUGACAUAUGAAAACUUCAUUUACAUUGCUUUCACAGGAACUUUUAAAAACAUGAGGGAGCAUAUAGAUAUGCUGGAUGUGGAGUGUCAACAGUUGGUUCUUGAUGUGCCCGAUGUGUCGACUGGUAAAGUCGUCCUGUCGAGGAAAAUUCAAGGAGAGAGAUCCCAGCUAUGGAGAAUGACCGCAGACGGUCAUCUACAGCAUGAAGGUUCUGCUCCACCGAGAGCUCGAUCCGAUAAAAUCAUGGUCCUUGAUAUUUGCGACCCGGCGCCUCAGCCCAAACAUUACGUCGGUCUCAAACUCCAAAGGCCAGAUAAAAGGCGGAGCUCAACGCAGAGUUGGAGGUUCACGGAGGAUGGAAGGCUGUGCUGUGUACACAACAGCAUGUGUGUCCAGGCAAAAGAUGGAUUCUACGGCCUGCAGAAAGGGGCAAUCAAUUCUGGUGUGCCUUGGCAGCUGUGGAGCGAUGCCGUCCUAGGGCCACCCCAGGCCGUCACGUACCAGACUACGGAGCAAGGACUCCCACUGGAACAAGCAGUGAGCCGGCAGCGGCUCUGGCCCGGCUCGGGUUAUCUAGCUGUCCACAUUGUAACAGACGGUCCAACCAGGGUUCUGAAGAUAGUCGACAUCAAAGAGCAAAAGAAAUCUAGGAUCAAAGCUCAAAAAUUAUCACGAAAAUGCGAUUGGGUUGACAUUCUAGGUGAAUCCUCUAGUAGUGAGAAGGAAGAGAGUAAAUCCAAAGAACUUCAUUUAAUUAUCGACCUACCAUCGCUUGGAAUAAGCCUCAUAUCUAGGAAUCCUCCUGAGGAGCUUAUAUUUGCAAGGCUGAGCUCGAUAAAGAUCAAUGUAGUUCUUAUGCCCAACUCGGAAUAUUUUGACGCCAGUGUACAAGACAUUCAAGUGGACAAUCAAGUGUUCGAGGCUCAGUGCCCGGUUGUUCUGUACGUCACUCCGAUCUCAAGAACUUCAGACACGAAUGAGGCUGCAAGACCAGCGUUCAGCAUAUCAGCCGAGAGGACGCCAACAAAAAAAUCCUACAAUGCGGAUAUAUUCAAGCAUUUAAUUGCUAAUGUGAAAAACUGCUCGUUAAUAAUAGACGAGAGGCUGCUUUUAAAACUUGUAUUGUUUACCGGCUGGUAUUCUGAGGACGAGACUGAAACAACGGACGAAAGCGAUUUCGAGACGCGAAGGAUACUAGCUGAAGCGGCAUCCGUUCAUGCCAAACGGUAUUAUUUUGGCCUUUUGAAAAUCGCCCUAACGCAAGUACGUCUGAGCGUGAUCACAAGCAACAAACUGAGCGAUAGACUGACGGCGAUUAAGAAAAAACUCGGUUUGACUCUGAUCCGAUUUGAGGACGCUGCUGUAGAGCUUGAACCUUUCAACAGGAAACAUUGCUUCGAGAAUCCACAAUUCCUUAUCAAUUCAAUACUCAAACAUUACAAGGAUGAAUUAAAAUGGCAGGCGGCUACUAUUCUAGUGUCAGUGGACUUUUUGGGCAACCCGCUCGGCUUUAUCAACGACGUUUCUGAAGGUGUGUCUGGCUUCCUGUCCGAAGGAAACGUCACAAAUCUUUUUAAAAACAUUGCACACGGGUUUUCAAACUCAGCUGCCAAGGUUACUGAAUCACUCGGCGAUGGAAUUGGCCGUGUGGUCUUUGACGAUACUCACGAAGAGAGGCGACAAAAGAUCAGAGAUGUCCAGACCGGCUCGAGUAGCGACCACCUCAUGGCUGGUCUCAAAGGAUUUGGUUUCGGUCUCCUCGGCGGUGUCACAAGCGUCUUUAGACAGACUUACGACGGCUACAACAAUGACGGGUUGCAGGGAACAAUUUCCGGUCUGGCGAAAGGAAUUGUAGGGACGGUCACAAAGCCAGUUGUCGGCGUUUUGGAUCUGGCGACAGAAACGGCAAGUGCCGUUAGGGAUUCAAGCAAAAGUUCCAGCAAACAAAUCCCAUCAAGACGGAGGCUUCCGAGGUGUGUGACGAGCCCAUCAGGCUUUCUUCCUCCUUACAACAAAAAGCAAAGCCAAGGACAAGAGUUCCUCUACAAGAUCAACAAUCACAAUUAUUCAGAGCUGUUUAUGGCUUAUGAAGUUUUAAGGAGUAUCAACGAAGACCUGAGAAUAGUAAUUUCAAGCGAGAGCCUCCGUGUGUUCAGUUGUAAUUCGAUAUCUAACGGCUUGGUUUGCGUAUUUGAAAAACAGUUAGAGGGACUUUACUACUGCAAACCACUCAAAGUGGCCAAGACGCCGAAAGAAGAGGUGCAUUAUAUAGAACUGACUAUGAAAGUAGACAAUGCGAGUUCAAUCAUGAGGAGCGACGGCGAAAAGAACGCAAGAGUCAGGUGUGACUCCGAGAGCAUCGCUUCUUGGGUUUCUCAACAGCUCAAUUUUGCCAAAGGUAGACACUUAGAGCGUCAGCAGACCCUGAUGGGUCGUAGUGAUGUACUGGAAGAGUGGACGACACCAGAAAAACAGAACGUACUAAUUUUGUACUAGCAUGUGAUAUCCCCCGAGUUUAAAAAAAAAUGGACAAAAUUUGUACAUAAUUUUUUGGCUAAUUUUUUAUGGCAAGAGUAUAAUUUAGUUUCAAAUCAAAAAAAAAAAAAAAAACCUUGCCUUUUAAGUUUUUCUUUUCUUUGGGUCACUUUAGACCGAUGUUUACCGUUUUUGUACUUUUAAUUAAAUUAAAUACAUAUUUUUAUAACAAAAAAAAUUCAGGUUAGAACCUCUUGUAUAUAUUGUGAUAAAGAAAUAAUUGUCUAAAAUCUAUCUAAAUGUCUUGUUUUAUUUUUAUUUUUGUGUUCUAAGUUAGUCAUUACGUUUAUAAAAUGUUUUCUUAUUUUGAGCUUUAAAUUAAAUUGAUUUAUUAUGUUUUAUUCAUGUGCAAUUAUAUAUUGCUUGUUAACUCAUCAAAACAGUAAUAGUAAAAACAAGACAUUUAUAUAAUGUUUUUUAGUUAACUAUGUAUAAUAAUUGUUUUUAGUCUGAUGGCCAAAGGAAACGUUUUCACUUUUUUAAUGAGUCCUAAUGCUCACUAGUCUUGAUAUUGUGUUUAUACAAAAUAAAAAUUUAAAUUGAUAUAUAUAUUUAUAUUUUGAUUAGGUUGUAAAAUAUUUAG
Molecule: messenger RNA, 13475 nt
Organism: Cimex lectularius (bed bug)
Lineage: Eukaryota; Metazoa; Arthropoda; Insecta; Hemiptera; Cimicidae
Gene: Vps13D
Product: vacuolar protein sorting-associated protein 13D
Exons: 65
Biological process (GO): protein targeting to vacuole; protein retention in Golgi apparatus; mitochondrion organization
Cellular component (GO): extrinsic component of membrane
Molecular function (GO): protein binding
Source: RefSeq, a predicted model, not a curated record